AAAAUAAGAUAAGUCGUUUAUUUCAUGUGACUUGGAAGGAGUGCAUGGGGUGCUAUCCAGUCGGACCCACUCCUUAAAGGUCCAAUCCCUUCACGCCAGAGAUCGUAUGAAUAGAAGUUAACCAUUGAAUUAGCCUUCUGUGUUUGUUCUUGGUUAGGGACCGUUGACGUUGGGUAAACGUUAGCCAACGCAACCGCUCUCAUCUUUUAAAGCUCUACAUACAAAUUUUGGAAAUUAAAUCAGUAUACCUUCACAUCAUGGGUUCUGCAUUCAAGGAUGACCAUGAGGAAGUCAUUCAGGCAUGGUAUAUGGACGAUAGUAAUGAAGAUCAAAGACUUCCACAUCACAAGCACCCAAAGGAAUUUGUAUCUCUUGACAAACUUGCAGAACUUGGGGUACUUAGUUGGCGGUUGGAUGCUGAUAACUAUGAAACUGAUGAAGAAUUGAAGAAGAUACGUGAAUCUCGUGGAUACUCUUACAUGGACUUUUGUGAAGUUUGCCCAGAAAAGCUGCCGAAUUAUGAGGAGAAGAUCAAAAACUUUUUUGAAGAGCAUCUUCAUACUGAUGAGGAGAUUCGUUAUGCUGUUGCUGGAAGUGGGUACUUUGAUGUGAGAGAUCGUAAUGAGGCUUGGAUACGUGUUUGGGUGAAGAAAGGGGCCAUGAUCGUAUUACCUGCUGGUAUAUAUCACCGCUUCACGCUUGAUACAAACAACUACAUCAAGGCCAUGCGGCUUUUUGUUGGUGAUCCAAUUUGGACUCCUUUUAAUCGACCACAUGAUCACCUGCCUGCAAGGAAAGAGUAUCUUGAAGAUUUUGUUCACAAGGAGGAUUCUGCUGUUGAUGCAGCUGCUUGAGACACUAAUAAGUAACAAGAAUCUUCAUAUUAGUUGACAACUAUAUAUAAUAAGCAGCAGCAGGUUUAUGAACCAAAAUAUUGCCUUGUGCUGUAACUCGGUCUUAACCCAAGUAUUUGUGUUACGUAUAAGUUAUACCAAAAUCUUAUGUAUAUGGUGGUUGUGAGCGACACACUCGCAGCACCACUUAAUACCAACAAGUUAGGUCUGGUCAGGAGUUCAAGAGGUGGUAAAUUUGAACAGCUUAGAUAUAUAGCUAUUUAAAGUGCAGUAACCAGUUGCUUCAGAUUGUAUGAACAUGAUUUAAAAAUUAAUUAUUGAACAAAUAAACCU
This is a messenger RNA of Erigeron canadensis, 1187 nucleotides long. Its product is annotated as 1,2-dihydroxy-3-keto-5-methylthiopentene dioxygenase 2. NCBI's taxonomy places the organism in Eukaryota, Viridiplantae, Streptophyta, Magnoliopsida, Asterales, Asteraceae. Bases 258 to 854 code for a protein of 198 amino acids. Gene Ontology annotation, molecular function: acireductone dioxygenase [iron(II)-requiring] activity. The transcript is spliced from 7 exons. The record is from RefSeq and is a predicted model, not a curated record.